UCUCCGUUUUUUUUGUUAUAUAAAUGCAAUUGGUGGGUUUAAUUCAACGAUCACAAAAACGAAAAGAAGCAAUGAGGGGGGAGACGCUGACGCUGAUACUGAUAAAUCUAGCCGGAAUAAUGGAAAGAGCCGACGAAUCGCUCUUACCCGGUGUUUACAAGGAGGUCGGGGAAGAGCUCCACGCUGACCCGACCCGGUUGGGCUCUUUAACCCUUUUCCGAUCCAUAGUUCAGGCCUCCUGCUUCCCUCUCGCUGCCUAUCUCUCUGCCCGCCAUAACCGGGCCCACAUCAUUGCCUACGGUGCUUUCCUCUGGGCUGCUGCCACUUUCCUCGUUGCUUUCUCUUCUUCCUUUCUUCAGGUUGCAAUAUCUAGAGGUUUGAAUGGUAUCGGCCUUGCAAUAGUGGGACCAGCCAUCCAAUCUUUAGUAGCCGAUUCAACGAGUGAUGAAAACCGCGGUAUGGCUUUCGGGUGGCUACAACUAACUAGUAACCUUGGCUCCAUAAUUGGUGGUCUUCUUUCAUUACUAAUAGCAUCCACCACAUUUAUGGGGAUUCCUGGGUGGCGGGUUGCCUUUCAUCUUGUUGGAAUCAUUAGUGUCAUUGUCGGGAUCCUGGUUCGCCUUUUUGCUGACGACCCACUUUACUCGCAACGUUUAGAACCCGAAAUAGGUCAAACUUUAUGGUCAAAUGUUAAAGAUUUGAUGCGGGAAGCCAAGUCAGUCAUAAAGAUUCAAUCUUUUCAAAUUAUUGUAGCUCAGGGUGUCAUGGGCUCGUUUCCAUGGUCUGCGCUGUCGUUUGCACCAAUGUGGUUGGAACUCACAGGCUUCUCUCAUAAGAAUACUGCUUUCUUGAUCUUUUUAUUUGUGAUUGGAAAUUCGCUUGGCGGGUUGUUUGGUGGGCGUGCAGGCGACGUGUUGUCGAAGCGGUUUCCAAAAUCCGGGCGGAUUGUUUUGUCCCAAAUCAGCUCGGGAUCGGCUAUUCCUUUAGGGUGGUUGCUUUUGCUGGCUCUAAAAGAUGAUCCAUCCACUUUUGUUUCCCAUGCUAUUGUGUUGCUUAUUAUGGGCUUUUUCAUUUCGUGGAACGCUGCGGCUACAAACAAUCCUAUAUUUGCAGAAAUCGUUCCCGAGAAAUCACGAACAAGUAUCUAUGCUUUAGAUCGCUCAUUCGAGUCAAUCUUAUCAUCAUUUGCUCCUCCUAUUGUCGGGAUAUUAGCCCAACAUGUUUACGGUUACAUACCUAUUGAAAAAGGUUCUGAAAGUAUUGCAACAGACCGAGAGAACGCCACAUCCUUAGCUAAAGCACUCUAUGCAUCAAUCGGGUUUCCAAUGGCGUUAUGUUGUUUCAUUUACUCGUUUCUGUAUCGAACCUACCCGAGAGAUAGGGAGCGGGCCCGGAUGGAAGCUCUUAUUGAAGCUGAGAUGGAUACAUUGGACUCAGGCACCAUGGAUGGAAAACAGAGGUUCAGGAUUAAUGAUGAUAUUUACGACAAUGAUAGAACGAGUAUGGAGAUGGAGUAUGACGAUUCAGUUACGUUCGAUGAAAGUGACGAGAAGAUGUUGCUUCAUAGGCAGCUGACAUUCGCAGAUAUGGUGGUCUAAAUGUCGAAGACCCCAUGGUGAGCAUACGGGUUCGACAUGCCUGUUUAUGUGGCUCGAACCCAUUAUAUACUUCAUAUUAUAUGGCCACUAGAUAUAGAAACACUUAAAACAGUUGUAUAGAAAAGAGAACUUUACCACACAGUUUUGGUGUAUUUCUUCUCCCACAUUUUAGGCUGUAAUAUAUGGUUUUGAAGUUAUUCAGGCUUAAUUUCGUUAUUUCAUUACAUGAAUAAACAAUUCGGGUUGUUUA
Messenger RNA from Helianthus annuus (common sunflower), 1848 nucleotides. RefSeq lists its product as uncharacterized. Gene Ontology annotation, cellular component: membrane. Lineage: Eukaryota; Viridiplantae; Streptophyta; Magnoliopsida; Asterales; Asteraceae. Gene Ontology annotation, molecular function: transmembrane transporter activity. The transcript has 3 exons. The record is from RefSeq and is a predicted model, not a curated record. Gene Ontology annotation, biological process: transmembrane transport. Bases 24 to 1598 code for a protein of 524 amino acids.